This is a messenger RNA of Eptesicus fuscus (big brown bat), 1047 nucleotides long. It is a transcript of the gene ZNF696, whose product is annotated as zinc finger protein 696. The record is from RefSeq and is a predicted model, not a curated record. Lineage: Eukaryota; Metazoa; Chordata; Mammalia; Chiroptera; Vespertilionidae. The transcript is spliced from 2 exons. Bases 1 to 1047 code for a protein of 348 amino acids. Gene Ontology annotation, molecular function: RNA polymerase II transcription regulatory region sequence-specific DNA binding; DNA-binding transcription factor activity, RNA polymerase II-specific. Gene Ontology annotation, biological process: regulation of transcription by RNA polymerase II. Gene Ontology annotation, cellular component: nucleus.
AUGGACUCCCGCGCAGCUUCCCCCCCACAGGCGCCAGGUGGUGGCCCGGCUGCUGAGCAGGCGGCUUCGGGAGAAGGGGAGCGCCGCGGAGAGAGGGCGCCGGGCCUGUGCCUGGGGCCUCCCCGGGCUUGGGGGCUCCCGGGCCGCCGUGGGAAUGCGGACACUGGAGAGGGCCCCAGGGAGGCCCCGCGGGGACCAGCUGCUUCUGAGAAAACCGGGGGGCAGGGCGGCCAGGAGGACGGCGCGUCCGGGUCGGGCGUCGUCCUGAACUCGGGCUCCGGGACCAGGCGGCCGUAUCGGUGCGGCGCCUGCGAGCGGAGCUUCCGGUGCUACUCGGACGCCGUCAAACACCGGAGCAUCCACUGCGGGGAGAAGCCCUACGCCUGCGGCGACUGCGGGAAAGCCUUCAUCCACAGCUCGCACGUGGUCCGGCACCAGCGCGUGCACAGCGGGGAGCGGCCCUACGUGUGCGGGGAGUGCGGGAAAGCCUUCAGCCAGAGCUUCAACCUCGUGCGGCACCAGCGAGUGCACACGGGAGAGAGACCCUACGCGUGCGCCGAGUGCGGCCGCACCUUCAGCCAGAGGUCCGACGCCGAGAAGCACCGGCGGAUCCACACGGGGGAGAGGCUGUUCGAGUGCGGGGCGUGCGGGAAGGCCUUCGUCCACGGCUCCAACGCCGCCCGGCACCGGAGGACGCACCACGGCGAGAGCCCCUACGCCUGCCGGGAGUGCGGCCAGGCCUUCAGCCAGAGCGCCAACCUCCUCCAGCACCAGCGGGUGCACACGGGCGAGAAGCCCUUCGCCUGCCAGGAGUGCGGGCGCGCCUUCAGCCGCAGCGCCUUCCUCCGGGAGCACCGGCGCAUCCACACCGGCGAGAAGCCCUACGCGUGCGGCGAGUGCGGCCGCGCCUUCCGGGCCCUGUCGGGCUUCUUCCGGCACCAGCGGGUGCACACGGGCGAGAAGCCCUUCCGCUGCACCGAGUGCGGCCGCGCCUUCCGCCUGAGCUUCCACCUCAUCCAGCACCGGAGGGUCCACAGCCGGGAGUGA